Molecule: messenger RNA, 587 nt
Organism: Caenorhabditis elegans
Lineage: Eukaryota; Metazoa; Nematoda; Chromadorea; Rhabditida; Rhabditidae
Gene: R01H2.8
Exons: 3
Coding region: 41-415 (124 amino acids)
Source: RefSeq, marked reviewed
AAAGUGACGAGUCCACAAAUAAAAUGAUUUUCGAUUCCCAAUGAGUUCAACACUACAGAACGAUUUUCUGACUGAUUUAGGAAAAACUAAUUUAGAUAAGGAAGCAGAAAACUUGGUAACUCUAAUAUUUUUGAUUGUAAUUUUUACAAUUUUCGCGUUAGCAGUCAUUGGAGCAAUUUUGAUAGGAUGUCUAAAGCCUCAAUGGUUCCGCCUAAAUAUUUAUCAAGACCCCGUUCCAAAAAUGGCAGACUUUUCAUGUAUAAACGUGUGUAUUCCAUGUAAUUCAUGCUCUUUACGUCAGUUACUUAAUGGAUGUUGUCCUAGAUUACAUUUAAAACAACGAUUCAACUUCAUAACAACGUGCUGUGACCGACCGGGACCCGAAAAAUUAAAUCUUGUUUGCUGUGUUGUUUAAUUGUUGUAAAUAGAAUGAAUAACAUUAUGUAUUAACGAAAACUACAAAGAUUUUAACCAUUCCGCUACAGUAACCGCCAGUACGGUAGAUUGCAAUUUUCGCUGAAUUUUCUAAUAUUAUUAUAUACUCUUUUCGAUAAUCUGCUAAUAAAUAUACAGAUGUACAAUUAAAA